GUGAUAAGUUUUGACACUCAUGUAAACCCCUAAAACCACUAUCACAGUGGUGAUAAGGGAAGCUCUCCAUCAUCCUCUUAUUUACCUCGGGCCUUGUCAUGUCUCUCUCUCUGCCCUCCAGGUAACCACUGAUGUACUUUCCUUUACAAUAGAUUAGUUUGCAUUUUCUAGAAUUUUAUAAGAUUCUUCUCAUAAAGUGUUUCCUCUUUUUGUUCCCCUCAGUAGGCUCAUGUGGCUUCUUCAUUUUGAGAUUCAUCAAUGGUGCUCAUGUGAGUAGUUCUUUCUUUUUAUAUUGCUGGGAAUUACAGUGUUCCGUGGAUGUACCACUAUUUGUUUAUCCUUUCGUCUGUUUAUGCAUAUUUGAAUUGUUUCCAGUUUUUCACUGUUGCAAAUAAAACCACUAGGAUAUUUGAAAACAGUUCCUCAUAUCCAUAUGUUGCAUUGAUCUUGUGUUAAUUUUUUGAGGUGCAGUGCCUGAGUCACGGAGUAGGUGAGUAGAUACCUUUUUAAGAAAUGCCAAACUGUGACCUAACAUGGUUGUCCCCUUUUGUCUUCCUGCCAGCAGUGAAUGAGACUUCCAGUUCUUCCAUUUCCUUGCCAAUAGUGGGUAUAGUUGGUUUAAGAAAUUUUGACUCUUUUAAUAAAAGUGUAACCAUAUCACACUGUGGUUUUAGUUGCAUUUCCCUGAUGUUUCAUGAUGCUGAACAUUUUUUCAUUUGUUUAUUUGCCACUUGUAUGUCUUUUUUGGUAAAAUGUCUGUUCUUAUAUAUGUCGUUUAUUUUGGCCAUUUCCCAUUUCUCCAACAAAUAAGAAGAGCGUGAAACAACAAAGACUUGUGUCUUUCAUUCUUUCUUGAGUGGUGACUUCUUUGCUGUAAGAAGUACCUGUUUCUGAAUUCGGGAACAUUUCCUGAAUGUUUUUGUGCUGUACACAAUGCAGUGACCAUGCCGAGUGUCUGUUGUAAAGGCUAAUCUGCGUGAUGAACGGAUUCUCCAUCACCUUAAGUGUAGUACUCAACAAAACAAUAAAUCAAGCCAUGAUUUGUAGCGUUUUCUGAUUUCCCUGGUGUAAACACUCCCACCAUGGCCAAUUUAAACCUGCGUACAUCAUGUGAUUGCACAUGGAGUUAGGAAGAGUUGCCAGUGGUACACCAUGAUCUUCUAUUGCUGACAUACUUCACCAGUAUGCCAGUAACCUCUAGAACAUAGAAAGUGAUAAGAUGUAGUGAAAUGGUUAGAAAGUGACAAGUUCUUAUGUGUCCUUUAAAACAGUUUAAUGGAGGUAUAAUUGACUCUAAAGAGACAGCAUAUACUUGAAGUUUAAAUUUUGCUGUAACCAGGUUAAUAUAAGACCUUGUGUCCGACUGCAUGUGAUGUACACCUCCUUUGUUCUCAGACAUCCGUGUGCCCUUAAUGGAUACUGCUUCCUCUGUAGUCAGGAGGACAGGCCUCCUAUUAACACGUUUUGCACACUGGGAAUAGUAUUCCAAGGUUGUCUGUACGUAGGGACCCUAAUUCUAUAAAUCACCAAGAUUGGAGAAUUCUGACUUAGCCAUGUGCUCCAAAAUGAGAGACACUACCAGGGAGAACUGACUAACUGUUUAUGCAAACAGUUUGAGAAGUCUUCCUGUCAGAAGAAAUCAUAUAAAUAGAAAAGACUGUAAGAAACUAAUCACUAACUUUUUAGUUUAUCGUUGACUUUUUUUUAAAGCGGAAGUUAUUAAUGAUACCACCUCUGUCCUAGUUGGGGUACAGCUCAGUCUCAACUUAUUGGCAGAAGUUGUGAUGGACAAUCGCAUUUUUGUAGAUUUCUUGUUGGCUAGUCCUGGGGGCAUCUGUGUGCCAUUCCUAAUACUUCUUGUAUUACGAUUAAUGAAACAGGCAAGGGGGAUCGGGCUCUCUGUCCCCUUAAGGAUCUCUAAGUUGAUGCUCAUGAUCUAUGGGAUCUGUUCUCCUGGCCUGUGUUGGGCAGUUGGGGUUCUUGGUUUUGAAGCACUUUACAGGGACUGUUAAUAGUUUUUGAGUUUGGCAGAGUGGUCCUGAUGCUGGUUGGUUGCCUUCUAGCCCCAGCCUUAAACGCUUAAUGCACUUGCUCUCUCAUCAGAUGACAGCCGUGAUGAUAGAACAAUAAAAAGGUCAAGAUGCCCUUGCAUUACAGAUGCCAAUGAGUGGACAAUCUCUGACCAGUGAAGAGCUGAAUCUCUAGUUUUCCCAGAUGGAUCAACCUCUGACAAGCGAGAGAAUGACCAACAGGGGUGACAGAGAGAAUACAGAAAUAGACAGUGGCCAGACUAUAUGUAAAAAUAGAUGUCUGACCUAAGUCUGCCGCAACCUGCCCAGGAAACCAACUUAUUAUCUACAGUUACCAGCUCAAGAAGGCAGCUAUCGAUAGGUCAGAAAUAUAGGCAGUCAGACCUCCUGCUCUGGCAGCAAUCCAGGAUUCCAAACAAUAACCCCUGUCAUAGUUGGCCCCACGUGGCCUGGACUUGUUCAGUAAUGCUCAGCUCUCAUAAUUUUUAUCCUCUCUCGCAACUUAGUAUGAACCAGAGAGAUGCAAAUAUGUGCCUAUAAGCAUUCACGUGGAACACUCUGCUUCUAGUUAGCCCACUUACAGCGUCCCAAUCAGAGCAUAGGUGAAGCCUUCACUGUUUUCACUGUAAAGCUUUGCCGCUCCUCUGCAUGCCUUUGAGGCUCUGCCAACAUGCGGGCGAUGGUGGCUGACUCCCUUGCCAUAACAAGCUCUGAAUAAAUAGGCUUUGAGUGUGCUCAUUGGGUUGGCCUUCUUCAUUUCUUCAGCUCUUAGGACACCUUCCACAAAGUAAGUGUAGGCCAAAUACUGUGUUGUAAAUUGAUUUGAAGUCAUUUUGACUCUGUGAUUGUACGAGUAUUUAUUUGAUGUAGCAUUCGAUUGUUUCCCUUCAUUUUCCAUCUUAGGUUAUUGAUGGUCUAGCAACUGAUGGGUUUACCUAUGAAGGUACCCUCCACUAACAUCUUUCAAGGAGGCAAUGUUAGAGUCUCAGUGGCGUUUGGAAGUCAUAGCGUGGAUAGAAAGCAGACCAUUGGUUGAUCAGAACUUUGUUUCCGUCUUUUCCCUGCAAGUAAAUGGUACUGCAGGCUCCACUUAGGGACAUCUGGCUUGCGUAAAGUUCUGAGAAACUUAAAACUUCCUCGUUGGUGAAUUCGCCUAAAUCUUGCUCCUAUUUGUCCUACUUAAAUCCCAUCUUUCCUUUCUUUUCCUUCCCUCUUCAGUAUUCUCCUGAGCUGGCUAAAAUACCUUCGUGUCCCCUGAGUUUCCAGCUUCCACAUGGAGGAGACCCUUUGCCAGAAAAUGGACGUUCAGCGUGGCUGCGUUCAAGUCCCUGGCGUUGUUAAAGACUUCUCAAAUCCCAGCCCCAGUACAUAGUUGUAUAUCGUAGUUGUAGAGUUGUAGCUCUUCUAUAUGGGACGCCGCCUCAGCAUGGCUUGAUGAGCGGUGAGUAGUUCCGCAUCUACGAUCAGAACCUGCAAACUCCGGCCUGCUGAAGUGGAACACGCGAACUUAAUCACUACACCACUGGACGGGCCCCAACAAAAAUCUUUUGAAAAAGACACUUGAAAAGAAAUCUGUCUCAUCUGUAUAAAAUGGCUGGUUGACACGCGGGGAGCACCAGGGAAGUGGUUACUUGUGCGCAGGAAGCCCCUGUUAGCUCAAGGAAAGAUGAGAGCCCCAGAGCAAUUCCUGGGCGCUCUUUCAUUCUGGUGUGUCACAGUUGCAAGGGAAGCCUGGUUUCUCAUUCCUGCUUUUAUCUGCUGGAGGUCUGCUUCCUCAGGACACUGCCCUUCCCCAAGAAGGAGCCUGGGAGCAGGACCGUGUUGGCUGUUGGAGAUACAAAGUCAUUUCCCAGCUGAGUUUGGAAUUCAGGCUGUUUGCCAGACACUUGUCAAAGCUGCAUCAUGUGGUUCCCACAGACAGUAUGUGUGUCCUUGCAGUCGCUCAGGUCAGAAGGUAUCUGGAGUCGUCCUUGAUUUCUCUCAUGGUUCUGUACAUGCAUCCCGUCACUCCAGUUGACUCUGCCUUCAAAGUCUGUGCAGAAGCAGACCACUGAUUAUCCUCUGCCCACCCAAGCCCCCUAGUCAGUGGGCUCCCAGCCGGUUUCCCUUUCUGCCCUUACCCUUCUUCAGUCUUCAACCAGUAAAGCCGUCAGAAGGAUCCUGUUCACGUAUAAGAUGGUGCCAGGCCUUUGCUGAAAACUCUAGCGGGUCUGACUCAGAGGGGAAGCCACAGUUGUGCGAUGACCUGUAAAGCUGUGUACAGCCAGCCCUCCGUUACUGCUCUGCUCACGGCUUCAGCCUCUCUGACCACACUGACGUGGACACUGUUGUUCCCCGUGAGCUCUAAGCAAACUCCACUGACUCUGGGCUGUGAAAAUUGCUGGACUAUCUGCUUGGAUUGCUCUUCCCCCUUGUGAUAUUGUGUUUUAUGAUAAGAAAUUGGUAUUUGGUCUUCAUACUGCUUUUUGGCAAAGAGCUCCCAGAACCCUUGGAAUUUCCUGUGAAGAGAGCGAUAAAGGAGUCUCUUGUUAUGUUAGUGAGGUGACUUUGGAUGCCACCUAAGGGUGGGGCUGGUUGCUAGGAGAACCAACCUUGCCAUCAGAGAGUUGCACAGUUCAGUCCCACCCACCCCCACCCUAACCUGGGGGUAGGAGCAGGGCUGGAGGUUGACUCUGUUGCUAAUGGCCAGUGAUUUAUUAAUCAUUCCUGUGCAAUGAAGCCUCCAUAAAACCCAAAGGACGGGGUGUGGGGAGCUUCCAGGUUGGUGAACACUUGGAGGUUGGUGAGAGCAGUGAGCUCCUGGAGAACAUAAGCACCCUGAUCAUGCCUGGCAGUUGUAACAACUGUUGAAACCUGUUGCCUCUUCUACAACCAGGGCAGUUUUUACCACUUGUCCAGAGACAGAAGAGGCCUCAGUCAUCUCAGGUUGGAGUUCAAGAUGGAAAAUCCAUGAAUAUCAACACGGGAGGAUAUUUAUAAAGAUGAUUUAUCCCAAAGAUGGAUGUCAGAUGCCAAAAGGAAUUGAAUAUGGUACAAUAUGGAGUAAGACACAUUAAGUGGGGAGCACCGGAGCGCUGGGUCGGGGCUGAGGUGACAGGACCGCGGAGGCGCGGGAGGUGGCGCUGUCCCCUUGGUGCAGGGCUGGUCUGAGGCUCGGCGACGCCGCCCGUGGGACCCGCGCCAGGGCCAGGACAGGGACCGCCGUGCCCGGGUCCCCUCCUUUCCCGCCGCUCCCGGCCCCGCUCCGCCCCGAGUCCUAUGGCGGCGGCCGCGCGGAGGAAGCCGGCUCAGGACAGUGUGACCUUUCACGAUGUUGCCGUGUACUUUUCCCGGAAGGAAUGGAGGCUCCUUGAUGAGGCUCAAAGAUGCCUGUACCUGGAUGUGAUGUUGGAGAACUUUGCACUCAUAUCCUCACUGGGUUGCUGCUGUGGAGCAGAGGAUGCGGAGGCUCCCUUUGAACAGAGCGUUUCUGUAGAAGUUUCAUCUGCCAGGACUCCCAAGGCAGCUCCAUCUUCCCAGAAGACCCACCCCUGUGAGACGUGUGGUCCGGUCUUGAGAGACAUUUUCCACUUGGCUGAGCAGCAGGGAACACAACGCAGCCUGAAACUGUUGAGGUGUGGGGCUUGUGCAAAACAGUUUGAUUUCAGUGCAAAGUUUCAACAGCACCAGGAGCAGCACACGGGAGAGAAACCCUUCAGAAGCAGUGUGGACAGGGCCUCGUUUGUGAAGAGCUGCAGAUUCCCUGUGUCAGGGAAGACUUUUUCCUUGGGGGAGGUUGGCAAGGACUUCCUGGCCAGCUUGGGACAUCAGCAGCAACAGACCACUCAUACCAAGGAGAAGCCAAACAAAAUCACCCAGUUCUGGGUCACUUCACCAAGCAUAAAAAGUCAUUACACCUGGGGAGAAUGCAAGAAAGGCUUUGAUCCUGAAGGCACACUUGUUCAGGACCAGGGUGUCCACGCUGGAAGACAGUGUUUUGUAUGCCAGGAAUGUGGGAGAACAUUCAGGUACAAAUCUUCAUUUGUUGUGCACCAGAGAGUCCACACUGGAGGAAAGCUUCAUGUGCGUGGAGAAUGUGGCAAAUCUUUCAGGCGAAGCUCAGCCCUUGUUCAACAUCGAAGAAUUCAUACUGGGACAAGGCCAUGCAAAUGCAGCAAAUGUGGGAAAUCCUUAAGCCAACAAUCUGUCCUCAUUCAUCCCCAGAGGGAACACAGUGGAGAAAACAGCAAUGUGUGCAAUGGUUGUGCGAAAUCUUCUAGCCAUAGGACAGUGUUCGUUCAAACCAGGAGAGUUGGAGCGAGGCCUUAUAAAUGUAGUGUCUGUGCACAAUCUUUUACCUCUUCCUCUGCCCUCAGUUGUCAUCAGAGAUGUCACACAGGAAAUAGGCCUUAUGAGUGUGGUGAUUGUGGGAAAGCUUUUAUCUCUAGGUCUGUCCUUCGUUAUCAUCAUCAAGUUCACAUUGGAGAAAGGCCUUUUGAGUGCAGUGAGUGUGGGAAAUCUUUUAAACAUAGGUGGACAUUCAUUGAACACCAGAGAAUUCACACAGGAGAAAAGCCUUAUGUGUGCAGUAAAUGUGGGAGAUGUUUUACCUUUAGCUCCACCCUCCAGUAUCAUCAGAGAGUUCACACAGGAGAAAGGCCUUAUGUGUGCCGUGAAUGUGGGAAAUCUUUUAUCACCAGCUCUGCCCUCCAUAUUCAUCAGAGAGUUCACACAGGAGAAAGACCCUACAUGUGCGGUGAAUGUGGGAAGUCUUUUACCUUUAGUUCAGGCCUCUUUUAUCAUCGCAGAGUGCACAUUGGAGAAAGAUGUUAUGAGUGCAAUGAAUGUGGGAAAUCCUUUAUCCAAAGAAGUAACCUCAUUUUACACCAGAGACUUCACACAGGAAAAGUGCGUUACAAAUGUAGUGAUUGUGCAAAAUCUUUUAACAGUAAGUGGAUGCUCAUUCAACACCAGAGAGUUCACACAGGAGAAAAGUCUUAUGAGUGCAGUGAAUGUGGGAAAUGUUUUACCUGUAGUUCUACCCUCUAUUAUCAUCAGACAGCUCACGCAGGAAAAACGCCUUACAAAUGCAGUGAAUGUGGGAAAUCUUUUACAUCUACUUCCGGCCUCCAUUGUCAUCAGAGACUUCACACAGGAGAAAGGCCUUUUGUGUGCACGGAAUGUGGGAAAUCUUUUACCUUUAGCUCGGGCCUCCGUUAUCAUCACAGAGUUCACACUGGAGAAGGACCUUAUAAGUGCAGUGAAUGUGGGAAAACCUUUAUGGAUAGAUCACAAUUGAGUAAACACCACAGAGCUCACACUGGAGAAAGGCCUUAUGAGUGUCAUGAAUGUGGGAAAUCCUUCAGCCAAAAAUCUUACCUCUCGAUACACCAGAAAAUUCAUAAUAGAGAAAGGUCUUAUGAGUGCAGUGAAUGUGGGAAAUCUUUUACCUCUGUCUCUGGCCUUGGUUAUCAUCAGAGAGUUCACUCAGGAGAAAGACCUUAUGAGUGCAGUGAAUGUGGAAAAUCUUUUAACCUUAGCUCUCAACUCCGUUAUCAUCAGAGAGUUCACACAGGAGAAAGGCCUUAUGUGUGCAGUGAAUGUGGGAAAUCUUUUACCCGUAGCCCUGGCCUCUCUUAUCAUCUGAGAGUUCACACAGGAGAAAGACCUUAUGAAUGCAGUGAGUGUCGGAAAUCUUUUACUUCUAGUUCCGCCCUCCGUUAUCAUCAGAGGGUUCACACGGGAGAAAGACCUUAUGAGUGCAGUGAAUGUAGGAAGUCCUUUAUGAGCAGUUCAGCUUACAAUCGACACCGAAGAGUUCACACAGGAGAAAGGCCUUAGGUGGACAGGGAAUGUGCAGUUUCCUCUUCAGUGGAAUGGCAGCAGAGGAGACUGUGUGAGGAGCCGUCUGUCUGAAUUGAUUCUCAUGUGGAGAUUUCCUCUAAGUUUCAGGUGUGCGGGAAGCUUGUGUAAAUAUAUUGCCUUUUCUAACCUAUCAAUGGCUCUUUCUAUAUCAAAACAAGAUUCAUGUCGCUCCUAGUUUCUGUGGCCAAAGCCAUUUCACCUCUACCAUGUGGCAGGCCCACACAGUGUGCGUCAGUCACAAUGUGCUCAGGGAAGCUGACCUUUGUUCUCCCAUGUAUUAGAGCAAGUUAGGAGUCACCUGAACCCUUACAGGGUCAGCUUUCCCUCCACCUUGACUACCUUUGACAUGGGCCUGAAUCACUGUUGGCCCAGAGAAUAUCAUGAGUUGGGCUGCUAGCUUGCAGAGAACGACUCCCUUUUUUAGGACAUGUGGUCUCAUGUGAUACUUGAGAUGAAUUUGUCCAGCUUCCAAGCCAUGCACUGCCCCACGUUGCUUUGUCUUGUACGAUAAUAAAGUUUUAUAGUUUAAAUCCUC
Messenger RNA from Diceros bicornis minor, 8409 nucleotides. RefSeq names its product zinc finger protein 256-like. Lineage: Eukaryota; Metazoa; Chordata; Mammalia; Perissodactyla; Rhinocerotidae. The transcript is spliced from 10 exons. Bases 5289 to 7850 code for a protein of 853 amino acids. Gene Ontology annotation, biological process: regulation of DNA-templated transcription. The record is from RefSeq and is a predicted model, not a curated record.